Archocentrus centrarchus (flier cichlid) is the source of this 3589-nucleotide messenger RNA. RefSeq names its product family with sequence similarity 217 member Ba (gene fam217ba). The record is from RefSeq and is a predicted model, not a curated record. The transcript is spliced from 4 exons. Lineage: Eukaryota; Metazoa; Chordata; Actinopteri; Cichliformes; Cichlidae. The coding region runs from base 562 to 2268 and encodes 568 amino acids.
UCGGACAUGGUCCUCUCCGGUUCCCAUCUUGUGCCCUCGGUUUCUUUAUUAAUAGGAAGCAGACUGCAAAAAAAAGGGGCUUCUGCAAACGCUUUAAAAUGCAACCGGUACGCUUUUAACUGCAAGUCCCAUGAUGCACCGCUGACGCUCACUUUGACACAAACAGAGAGCCAGUCAGCAGCAGGUAAACAAACCUAUCUGACUGGGACGGCGAGCCAAACAAAGCGUUUGCGCCGUUUGACUGUCUUGCGUUUGUAAUGGCGACGAGGAUGACAGUCGGGAAAGAGAUACGCCAGCUGUCAGCAGCUGAUUGAAACAACAGCUGAUCUGCGACAGAACAGCGGGGCGAUUCGACGAGAAUCAGGAGGACGCGUUUUAACCUGCAGAGGAGGAGAGACUCACAUCUGCGCAUGAUGCACUGCAGCAUUUUUGAGAAAAUGGGUGUUUUUAGCCUCAUUAUCAGACUAGAGUAUGUGAUCCGAGAUGUCGGUUGGGUUCUUUAGCUACCGUUUGAUUUAACUGUGUUGGACUCGAAGUAGCAUCCGCCCCCUGUGGUGCAACAUGGGGCCCAUCAUGCAGGAACGCACAGCAUCCACGACACUGAAACGGGUCGUUUCCAAAGAGAAGAUUCGGGUAAAAAAUACUGAAAAUAGCGGGACAGUAACCAGUUCAAAGAAAGGUAACAAGACGAAGAAAUCUGUGGGCCAAAUGAAAAAUGGCCUUCCAGGACCAGGUCAGGAUAAGGACACAGUGACAACAGUGCAUAGGGGUGCACAAUCAAAAGGUGCCAGAGUGAAGUCUUGCACUACACGCAAUACGAGCAAAGUAUCCAGCCCUGAAGAAGAAGGGGAUUUGAGACCUCAGCUCCGCAAGCAAUCAUAUGCACACAGGAAGGAGGAAAAACGAGAAAAUCAGCGCAUGUCCCAAUGCAGCAGCGAGCUCCAGCAAAAUCGUGGGGGGAUGGGGAGAAAUCGGCGAGCCCUCUCGCUGCCUCUCUCUCCAAUAUCAGGAGUACGGCAGGUCCCGGCUCAGCCCCUGACGCACUCCCCGGCUCCCACUCCUGAGGCACUCCAGCAGCACUACAACCACAAGGAUGAUGACACUGACAGUGCCAGUGAUCUCUCAGAUUCUGAGAGGCUUCCAGUUCUACCCUCCCCGUGCACUCCCUGCACACCUCCCCAUCUCAACCUGCGGGCAGAGAUCAUCAACACUAACGACUUUCCCCCCGACUUUCCAGGACCCCAUGGGGCAGUGGGCGAUGAAGAUGAGAAUGAGAAACCCAGCUACAGUUACCCAGAUUUUCUUCCUCCUCCCUUUAACAGCUGGAGUCUGAGACAACUGGCAGUGUUUCUGCAUACAGAGGGUCGUGGUGCCCCCCGGCCCAAGCCAGUAGGGACCUUGGAGAAGUACCUGGAGAGGCUCCUCCAGCUGGAGUGGCUUCAGAUCCAAACAGUACAAGUAGAGAGCAGCCGGCCACCUGGGAGCCGUCCAAGGCCGCAGGGCUUCUCCUCUGCCGCUACUGCUCAUCAGCCCAGGCCUCACACAGCGCCGCCAACCCGACUCAACUCCCCAAAAGGGCUGCGACACAGCCAGCGAGCCUUCCCAUUUGCACCUGUCAACAAUCCCCCAUCACCUGCCUCAGCCCAGCACCAGCUCUCCCGCUUUCCAGUGUGUCCUCACUGUCACAUUCGCUACCCACUGUGUAAUGGAAGCUGCUCGGCGUAUGCCUACCAGCGCCACUCACGACUCAGCCCUCUGCUUGAGCGCAGAGCCCGACCCGGAGCACCAACAAAAAGGAGCAGCAGUGAGACCCGAGCCACUUCUACAGAAGGUAGGAGCCCAGGAGGGCAAGGUGGGAGUGGAGGAGGGGCUCACACCCCGGUUAGCCCCUCAGCUGGAAAGAGUCAUCACAGGCACAUGCAGGCCGCAGGCAAUGCCCGUAAGCUACCCCAGGAAUCUGGCACUAACCAAAACAGCAGAGGUCAGGCGAGGAAAAGCCGUGUCAGAGCUAACUCUGAGACAGAUGUUAAAAAGGAGCCCGGUGGCAUUAAAGCAACUGUUGCAGAGAAACGUGUUUUUGCUGCAAGUAAGAGAGAGGCCAUCACAUCCAAGAAAGAGGAGAAGGACUGGCAGAAGACAGAGGCAGUAGGUCAAGCCACUAAAACAGCCAUGAAACGAGCUGCUAAAGACCCGUCUUCUCUCCCCAAAGCCCCACUUAGUAGUAAGCAGUGUGGCAAAACAAAAAAUGUGCACUUUGUUGCAAAGUAACCCCUGUAGACCUGCAAUAUAGUGCUUUCCUUAGAGGUUACUUGGUACGGGAGCUUGAACCUAUGCUUGCUUUCUGUGUAAACUGUGUAAUAGUAACAUGUUCUAACUGUUGUACAGCUAAAUCAGUCAGUGGUAUACAGCCUUUAAAGGUCAAAACCAUCAGCAAUCGUGCAGCUAGAAUACAGAAAAAUUCAGCGAAGAUUAAUUUGACAUUUAAAUAGAGCAGAACUGUAUAAGCUGCAUUUAAUUCAAAAUGUACAGUUAUAGUAAUAAUGCUGGGUUUUGACACAAGGCUCACCACGAACCUAAACACUGCUUUUAUUCAGAAAGUGAAGCUUUUAUGUAAAAUAAAACUAUUGCACUGCACAGUCAUUGCUCAGUAAUCCUCUAAUGUUAAAAUAAGCAUUUACUGUCCCACUGGCCAGUUUUCAGCAUAAAGUAAUCCAUAGUGAAAGUAAACAGAGGUCAUUAUAUUUCCGCCAUCAAAUACAACCAUAGCUGUUCCUAGUGCAAUUUUUUUGAUGUCGGAAUGUAUUUGUUUUCAACGUUUUUAUUUUUCUUGAUGUUGCUUUUUAAUGUUCCUUUGGUGCCUCGUUUUAAGUUAAAGCAUCUCUAUGUGAAAAGACGGAGGCACAGUAAGUGGUGGGGUACUGCAAGUAAUGUGGUCUGUUUCUGAUAUAUUUGUGCUAUGGUUUGACAUUUUUGGUUACAAGGGCUUUUCAUGUUUGAACAGCUUGAAUUGUAGUCUAUGAUAAUAUACUGUAUUUUGCAUAGAGCUGAGCUCUUUCUAUCAUUGAAGAUGGUGUAAUGUUUGCUACGAAUGUAAAUGCAUAUUUUUCCAAAUUUUAUAUACCAUAGUUAUAUUUCUCAGAAGUGAUGUGGUUGACUUGCACUUUUUUUUUUUUCUUUUUUCAUUGUCAUUGCUGUUUACACUGUCACGCACAAAAAGAAAAACGCAAAGCAAAAGCAGUGAAUGUAACUUUAUGUCAUUCCCAGGUUCCAGUGGAAGUUCAGAGGAUCAUAGCUGUUAGGCUGUAAUGUUCUACAUAUCACCUCCAUAUGCCACUGCAUACUUGACGUCUGUAGAACACUGUGUUUACAUCAGCGUUUUAUCUGUUUCUUGUGAUCAUUAUGUGCACUUGAUUCAUGAGAACACUACUCCAAUGUAAAUGUGCUAUGUAUCCUGACAGCACCUCUUUACUUAAUAUCUAUGUAAACUAUCAAAGCCAUAGAUAAGGGGCCUGGAGUGGCAGUGUUGUUCUAAAUGUGUACACUACACUGACAUGCACGCAGAAAGAUUGUGGUAUGUACAGUAUUUUCU